CCGUGCUUCUUUUUUCGUCUCGUCUAGCUGCGACUCAUUCUUUCUUUUUCUUUCUUGUUCAGGUCUACGUUUCCUUUUUCUUUUCUCAUUUCUUUUUUUAUAGAACGUGAGUGGAUACGGACACGGUACCCUGCACGCCGUUGCACCAGAUUAUUUACUGUUGCGCUAAAUUGUCGCGUUUUUCCCUCGACAGCCGCGAGAACGCCUUCAGUGUCUCUCUUCAGUGCGCGUGAAUGAAGGACGACGAAGGAAGGCGGCGUGGAACGUUUAAGUUCUUCAUGCUCGCUACCAUUCGAUCUUCUAGUGUUCUCCAUCUUUUACCUGGCUCACGCGCCUUUUUUGCAUGAAUGAAGCACUGUGGAUGGUCGAUUAUUUUUCCGCUCAUUGCAGCUGUGCUAAGUGACUUAUUGAUGUUUCUCCAAUUGAAUUAAUAUUUCAUUUCCAUUCGAUACGUAUGUCCAGUAUCGAAAAAUCUUAUAAAAUGAAUGGCGGAAUGUUACGUUACAUGUAUGUACAAUCAAAAAUGUGAAACGAAAAGAGAUGCUAGUAAUUGAAAGAACACGGUGGUGUAUGGUGAACAGAGUGCAGAUGAGAUAAGGUUAUUUGAUAAACAUUGAAAGAUAUUUCUAAGAUCGAUAAAUCGAAAGACAACAAAUAAAUCAAGAAAUUAAUUUAGAUAGGCUAAGUAAAAUAAAGAAAAAUUGAACGGAGUAAAGUUUGCAGAAGAACUGGAGGAACCGCGUUGCAUGUAGCCGACGGAUGCAAGGCUGCUCUUCCUGAUGGAUCCCAUCGUGUUAGAGAGUAACGCGAGCGAACUCGGUGCAGAUCAGCAGCAGCAACAACAGCAGCAACCCCAUCAGCAACAACAGCAACAACAAUACGGCGAGGUGAACCAACUAGGGGGUGUGUUCGUGAAUGGCCGACCCUUGCCGAACGCGGUCAGGUUGAGAAUAGUGGAGCUUGCACAGCUGGGGAUCAGGCCGUGCGACAUCUCGCGGCAGCUGCGAGUCAGCCAUGGUUGUGUCAGCAAGAUUUUGGCCCGUUACCACGAGACAGGCAGCAUACUGCCCGGCGCUAUCGGGGGCAGCAAACCCCGGGUAACCACCCCCAAAGUUGUCCAGUAUAUCAAGCAGUUGAAGCUCAAGGAUCCGGGGAUCUUCGCUUGGGAGAUCAGGGAUCGGUUACUGUCCGAUGGAGUGUGCGACAAGUACAACGUCCCAUCGGUGAGCAGCAUCUCGAGGAUAUUGAGGAACAAAGUUGGCGCGGCGACCGCGAUCCAUCACCAUCCCCAUCAUCCGGCGCAUCAUCACCAUCAUCAUCAUUUAUACGCAGCUGCGGCCGCGGCCGGAGCCGCCCUUUGCCCCGUCCCCUAUCCACCGACGCCUUAUCACGCGACGCCGCCACCCGCUGUAACGCAUCAUCAUCAUCAUCAUCAUCAUCAUCCAGUUGGGCCGACGACGCCUGGUAAGCUGUCACCAUCGUCUCCGACCACGAUUCACGCCAGUAUCGGCCAUCAGACUGCCACUUCCGCCGGUUUACAGUGGCCCAGUCCUCACACGGUUCACGACAUUUUGGCCACUGGUUGCAACUUGACCAAUUCCCAAUCAUCCCCCUCGCCGACUUCUCCGCUGUGCGCGACCAUUAACAAUAAUCAUCACCACGGCCACCACCAUCAUCAUCAUCAUCAUCAGAGCAACGACAACGCUGCCAGCAACAAUAACAACGAGGAGACCAGCGGCUACCAUCAUCCGCAUCACCAUCAUCACCAUCAUCAGCAGUAUUACGCGUCGGCUCUGUACCAUCAUCAUCAUCAUCAUCAUUCGGACAGCGUGACGCCGGUGGCGACCACGUCACCGGUUCUCACCGUACAGUCGAUCAUGAUGCAAUCAUCAGCGACCAACAGUCAACCGGCUAGUCCUUGUAAUUAAAAUUAUUCGAAUGAAAUUAUAUAGUUAGAAUGAUGAAGCGCGAGUGAAAAGACUAAAAUAUCGUUGGAUUGUGGAAUAGAGUGGUUGCACGUACAAUUGAAUACGAGUAUAUCGGUUAAAUUUGUAAUCAAUAUGUAAUUAAGAAAAAGAAAGAUCGAAAUUAUCGAGUGAUUGUGAGAUUAAAGACGAAAUAGAGAAAAAUAUGAAAUAAAUAUGGGAUGUGUAGCUGGCGAAAACGAUACAUCUCACCAGUAUUAUAUAUUUUUAUCGUCAUUUUGCCAAGAGUGCCUUUUCUCGAGUGCCAUAAAGAAAAGCAAUUUCUACUGUUUUGUUAUGUAUUUGUAACGGACUGUGAGAGAAGAUAAUCGAGAUUGUUGAAACUUUUUCAAAGAAUAUGCACGUUACGUCGAACACCUUUUUUUAGGAAUCAUUUUAAGGAAUAGUCCUUUAGCUCGUUUUUCUUUUUUGUAUGUUUGUUCGAUCUUUGCGUAUAUAUUUAAUGAUAUAAUAAUCGUUGAAGAAAGAAUUAUUGAUUCCCAGCCAAGCGAGAUCGAAAAACGUUAAAAAGUUCUCUGACGAUUCGGCGGGACGUUAUCGAUGUUAUUUAAUUGAUAAAUUUGUACAA
Messenger RNA from Apis laboriosa (Himalayan honeybee), 2553 nucleotides. RefSeq names its product paired box protein Pax-1-like. NCBI's taxonomy places the organism in Eukaryota, Metazoa, Arthropoda, Insecta, Hymenoptera, Apidae. The coding region runs from base 780 to 1928 and encodes 382 amino acids. The record is from RefSeq and is a predicted model, not a curated record. Gene Ontology annotation, biological process: regulation of transcription by RNA polymerase II; anatomical structure development. Gene Ontology annotation, molecular function: RNA polymerase II cis-regulatory region sequence-specific DNA binding; DNA-binding transcription factor activity, RNA polymerase II-specific. The transcript is spliced from 3 exons.